AUUAAAAUACAAUUAUAAAAACUAAAAACUAUGAAUAUGAACAUUUAUAAAGGACGGAAAUGAUACAAGGCCACUGGAUUUAUCAGAUUGGGACAGUAUUAUAAUUCAAUGCGGAUGAGAGAGACUUACUUAAUGAUUUUUGAAAAAUGUGACAGAAUGAAUCGUAAGCGUUGGAGAUGGCGGACAUCUCCUGUCAACUUUGACCCUGUAAUGUUAACAUCAAGAUCAAUAUGCAAAUAUCGAGAUUUUAACUUUUCAAUGAUUUUAUUUUUGUUACUUUUUGCCUGUGAUAUACUGCAAUCAACAAAAGUUUCAGCAAACAUUUUAUCCUUCAAUAUUAGUGAAAAUUUACCUACACAGACUCAAGUAGGAAUCAUAAACGGAGGAAUCAGCAGUUAUUUUAUUGCUGAAAAGACCAAAGGAGUUAAUGAUGCAUUUGAUGUGAGCAAAAUAGAAGGUACAGGCACCAUCAUAACUAUUGCAGAACUAAACAGAGAAAAUAUUGAGCAAUAUAACAUGACGCUUUACGAUUCUAUGAAUGAUGUUUCUUAUAAGGUCACUGUAAACAUCCUCGAUGUCAACGAUAAUUCACCUACAUUCGCUCAAGAAAAAAUAUCAUUAGAAAUAUCAGAACUUGCUAAGAUUGGUUCUGAGUUUAAUCUGGGAUCAGCACUGGAUGAAGAUGCCCCACCAUUCAAUGUUCUGGGUUAUCGGCUUGUCGAAGCAAGCGAAUAUUUUGAUGUUAAUACAACUGAGUUAAAAGAUGAAAGUACAAGAUUCGCUGAACUGGUGGUUAUUAAACAAUUAGACAGAGAAACUACACCCUAUCACAUCGUAAAAAUUGAAGCAUACGACGGCGGAACACCGGAACCAAACACCGGCAGAAUUACUGUGAAUGUCUCGGUCUCAGAUAGCAAUGACAACUCUCCCGUGUUCGUUUUAUCCACAUACAAUGCGACGGUUUCAGAAGGUGAUAAUGUAGGAAGUGACGUCAUAACAGUGAAAGCGACGGACCGUGAUGCAGGCGUGAACGGUGAUAUCACAUACAGCAUUGACAGAGAGAAAAGCGAUCCCGACGAACUUUUCAGGAUUAACCCGGGAACAGGGAGAAUAUAUAUUAAUAAAAAAUUAGAUUCUGAAUCAGAAACUCAGCAUCGUCUCACUGUGCUUGCAACAGAUGGGGGAGCACAGGCUCAAGUCGGUUCAACAUUGGUUAUUAUUUACGUAGAAGAUGUCAAUGAUAACCAACCUACAAUCAACAUUAUUUUCCUGGGAUCAAACGAUGGGAAAGUGUCGGAAGGCGCUGAAAUUGGCGAUUAUAUUGCUCGAAUAUCGGUUUCCGAUCCUGAUGUUGGAGACGUAGAAAAAUUCAAUGUUACCAUGACAGGGGGAGAGGGAAGAUUUGGAUUAAAAACGGACAAUGGCGUUGUAUACUUGGUGCGUGUUGAAGAACGACUAGACAGAGAAGAAAAAGCUUUUUAUGAUAUUCUGCUCAAUGCGACCGAUUUUGGAAGUCCACCUAAAUCUGCAUCCGCGUCCUUCACAAUAGAAGUAGAAGAUAUAAACGACAACCCACCACGAUUCGAUCAAAAUACUUAUGUCGUCGACAUCAGUGAAGAGAGUUUUCCUGGGACCUUUGUCAUCCAUCUUGCUGCUACCGAUUUGGAUUUAGGAAUUAAUAAAAAGUUUGAAUACAGUUUAUUGGAAUCAGAUCAAAGCAAUUGGUUUGAUCUUCACAGGGAAAGUGGACUUAUCACGACAUCGGAUUAUCUGGAUCAUGAACUAAACCCGGAACCUCGACUGACGAUUGUUGCCACCGAUUUUGGAAUUCCACGUUUGUCGUCAUCAACAACGGUUGUAAUUAGAAUAGGAAAUGCAAACGACACGGCUCCAAAAUUUCAAUCUUCUACUUACAGAAAGACUAUACCAGAAAAUAUGGAAGAGGGAUCAUGCCUUUUGCAGGUAAAAGCUAUCGAUCCGGAUUAUCCUUCCCAGGAAGGACAGAUCGUUUACACAAUUUUUAGCGACAGUGUGCAACCAGACAAAAUAAAUCUUAAUCCUUCGACUGGUGAAAUUUGCAUCAAUAAAGAGUUGGACAGAGAAACAAAAUCAAGUUAUCAAUUUCGAGUUAAAGCUACCGACAAGUCUGGACAACACGACUUCGCUCAAGUCUAUGUUGAAAUUUCUGAUAUCAACGAUAAUCGUCCUGAAUUCCAUCCUGUCGAAUACGUGGCCAACGUCGCGGCUGCUACGUCCAUGGCGGGAAAUCCCCUGACGCAGGUGAUCGCUACUGACGCAGAUGACUCUUCCGAAGACGGCAAUAGAUAUGGUAUCAUCGUGUACGAAGUGGUAACUGGGAACAAUCAAAAACUCUUCUCGUUGAACAAUGAGACUGGAUAUAUAUCAAUAGCCAAACCUCUUGCUGCUUACGGAAACACAGUGAUCCAACUUCGAAUCCGUGCAACUGACGGUGGCGGUAAAUCCAGCGACAGGGACGCAACUGUGACAAUUAGUAUUCUCAAUGAUACGGUGGAAUCUACUGAUGGUCCGGUGUUUGACAAACAAGUAUAUCAAUUCGAUGUUGAUGAAGACGAAAAACAUGGAACUAGAAUUGGGAAUAUUGCUGCUUCUUCACCUGACGAUAUAUCUUACUACAUUCGAAGUGACCCUCCAAUGUCUAGCUGGUUUUCAGUUGAUACCAAGACAGGCGAUAUCACAGUAGCUUCGUCGAUAGAUCGUGAAAUAUUUUCUGAGGUCAAUUUACAGAUCAUGGCAUCUGCUGGAAGUCCUCCGGUGUAUGGAUUCUCCACUAUGAUAAUAACAAUAAACGACAUCAACGAUAAUUCUCCUGUUUUUACCGAUCAAAAUCCUUUCCUUGAUCAUGACGUCAUCAAAAGCGUCACAAUACCGUAUUCAUGGAACACACAAUCUCCGAUAUACACGGUCAAAGCAUCGGACUCAGAUGCUCAAAAUAACGCGUUGAUUCGAUUUAGUCUGAUAGACGAUGCUGGACAUUUCUCAAUCAACAUGAAUUCUGGAGAAAUUAAACUGAGAAGUUCCCUUCCUCAAGAAAACAGAAAUUACAGUGUUUUGGUUCAAGCUUCCGAUCAUGGAAAUCCACCAAAAUCUACUUCUGGUACAGUCGUUAUCCAAGCUCUCAGACCAGAUGGAAGUUGUCCUACUUUUUCUUCCAACAUUUAUUCCAUUUCUAUUCCGGAGGAUACGGAUUUGGCUAUCAGCUUCAGAACCGUUUCUGCUACCCCCUCUGCUGGUAUAGUUUAUCGUUUGGUUCCGAGUGUUGAUUCUUUCACUUUCGGAGUAUAUUGGGAUGGAUCAUUAUAUUUGACUACAAAACUUGAUCGAGAAGUGAAGGAUCGAUAUCAGUUUGAGCUGAUGGCUGAAGGUUCUCAAUCACUAGACUUCACAACACCUUGUGUUGCCAUGACAACCAUUGACAUUACUGUGACUGACGUCAAUGACAAUGUACCAUAUUUUGAUCUGGAAUCAACAAGAUUUAGCAUUCAAGAAAAUAUGCCAAAAGGUUCAAAAGUUGGUGUUGUUACUGCAGUUGAUAAUGACAUUGGAAAGAAUUCUGACUUACGAUAUUCAUUUGCAACUGAAAAUCCUUAUUUUCAAAUCGACUCCGUAUCAGGUGAGAUAACAACCACUCAACAACUUGAUCACGAGUCAGCCUCCAGCCAUCUUCUCACAAUACAAGCUAGAGAUUUGAGUGAAUCACCACUCAUGUCGCAAGUAUCGAUCCGAGUAUAUAUUGAAGAUCAAAACGAUAAUUCACCAAAGUUUUUGUAUCAAUUUGCACCUGUGUUGUCAGUUGUUGUGGAAAAACAACCCAAAGGUACUUUCAUAUCUCAACUUCAAGCAACUGAUAAGGAUAUUGGUAAUAAUGGAUUGAUAAAGUAUUCAAUCUUAUCAGGAGCUGAUAACAAUUUACAAAUUGCCUCUGACACGGGUAGAGUAACCACAAGCAAACAACUUACUGCUGGAAACUCAUACUCACUCACUAUUGAAGCUAAAGAUCAAGGUUCCACUCUACGAUCUUCAACAAUCAGUCUUGAGGUGAAAGUUAUUCAAAGUACAGAAAAUCGUGCCUUAGUGGAAGAAAACAGCUAUGUGUUUUAUGCUGCCAGUGAAACAAAACCUGGAGAUGUCUUGGGAAGCUUCGAGACUAAAGCUCUUACUACCAGAGUUGCAAGAGACGUACACAAUGGUAAUGUACUUUUGGCAAAUUUUCGAAUCACGGAAGGUAAUGAAUAUGAUGUAUUUUACCUCAAUCAAAAUAAUGGAGAAUUGUCAACAACCAAAGAGUUGAAUUACGAAAUGAUGCCACAAUACAAAAUCACGGUGACAGCAGAAAAUUCUGUGAAACCUGAUGAUAUAUAUACCAUGUCAGCACAAAUUAAUAUAGAAGAUGAGAAUGAUUAUUCACCUGUGUUUACGACUGCUUCUUAUUCUAUACCUGUACAAGAGAACAUUGCAAAAAAUACAAAGAUUUGGAAGUUUACUGCCGUUGACAAUGACAUUGGUGAGAAUGGAGAAAUCACUUAUUCAAUUCUCAAUCAAACAGCAAGCAUUGGAAAAAAUCCUCAAACAUUAUCACAAAAUCAAUUUUUUUAUAUUGAUUCUUAUACUGGUGAAUUAUAUACUAAGGCUGAAAUGGAUCGAGAAACUAUUCCCUCAUAUACAUUAGUUAUCAAGGCUACCGAUGGUUCUUCUACAAAUCCCCGUUUUACAACUGUGUCAGCUCUUGUAACUAUUCAAGAUAUGAAUGAUAAAUGGCCUAGAUUUUUAUCACGGAGUGAUGUUUUCAUUUUGGAGGAUGAACCAGUCAAAUUUCCUGUUAUAACUGUAUUAGCAGAAGAUGACGAUCUGGGUCCAAAUUCUCAUGUUAUUUACUCUAUAAUAAGACAAUGGGAUAUGAACGGUAAAGAAGAUGAAAGUUUUCAGAUCAAUUCAAAAACAGGUUUGAUAACAUUGGUGAGGAGAUUGAAUUAUGAAAUGUCAACAACUCAUUAUGUGAAUAUAAGUGCUACAGAUAGUUCAGCUAUUGAUCCACUUACGUCACAUCAGCUUCUUGUUGUGAAUGUGGUCGAUGUGAAUGACGAAUCACCAAAAUUUUCUCGAGAUUUGUAUUUUGCCGAAAUUGAAGAAAAUCAAAUCACAGGAAGUCUCGUUACUAAAGUUACUGCAACUGAUGGUGAUUCAGGUGAAAAUGGCAAAGUAACUUAUGAACUUCAUGAUAAAUCAGAUUCUUUCAAAAUAAAUCAGGACACUGGUGUUGUGGUGACAACGAAACAACUUGAUCGAGAAAAUAUUGAAUCAUAUUCAUUGACUGUGUAUGCACAUGAUGGAGCAUUUCCUUCUCUUUAUACGUGGUGUACAAUCCACCUCACUGUGCUGGAUACAAAUGACAAUUCACCUGACUUUGCAAUCGAUGGUGAUGCAGUUUAUACUGAUGCAGGCUCACUCAUCCUGGGAACCAUCGAAAUACCUGAAUAUGAGCCUGGACCUGCUCUUGUUUACACUGUUAUUGCAUCAGAUUUGGAUAGCGGGAGAAAUGGAGAAAUUUUCUAUAGCAUACAAGAUGGAAACACAGACAAUUCCUUUACAAUGAAUUCAACAACUGGUGAACUCUGGACAACAAAGCGAUUGGAUCGGGAACAAACCAGUUCAUACCGGUUGAAAAUUGUUGCGACAGACAAUGCAAGUCAACCAAGAAGUAGUGAUGCAGUCUUAGAUAUAACCGUGCUAGAUUGGAAUGAUGAAAAUCCUAUUUUUACUGAAUUAUCUUAUCAUGCAGAAAUCAGUGAGGGAUUACCACUGGGUCAAUUUGUUUUGACUGUUCAUGCAGAUGACGCAGAUUCAGGAUUAAAUGGAAAAAUAACCUAUUCUAUUGAUCCUGGUACAAGAGAAAAUCAAGAACCAUCAUCCACUGCUCCUGAAGGUUUAUUUUCCAUUGAUCCUGAGACAGGAGUAAUAACAACAACAGCAAUACUUGAUCGUGAAAAGAAAUCUUCUCAUCAAAUUAUUGUUCAAGCCAUUGAUUCUGCACCUUAUGGUCCCAGGAAAACAUCAGUGACUGUUAAUAUUGAUGUACUUGACAUCAAUGAUAAUCAUCCUAUAUUUACUGAUACAUUAAUUAUAAAAAAUGUCAGUGCAUCUAUCAGCAUUGGAUCUGAUAUUACUACCUUAUCAGCACAAGAUAAAGAUGAUGGAGAUAAUGGAACUGUCUUUUAUAGAAUUACUGGUGGCAAAACAGCUCCAUUUGGUUCUUCCAUCAACAAAUUUCAAAUUGACAACAAUGGACAAAUAACAACCACAUUUGCAUUGUCUGGUGCUUACACAUAUUAUCUGAAUAUAACUGCAAGUGACAAUGGGAUUCCUCCGCACACGUCCGAUGCUGUCGUUAUUGUAAAUGUUGUACCAUUCGACAUUCCGAAUUUCUCCCAAGUUCUAUUUCAAAAACCAAUAUAUCAGGUUGAUAUGCAUGAAAAUACACAAAAGGAUAGCAGAGUAACUCAGGUUCGAGCAAAGUUGUUUGAAGAUGGUAAAGAAGUUGAGGAUGAAUCAUCUGUCAAUAUAAUGUAUGAUUUUGCUUCUGGAAAUGAAGAUAAAACAUUUGUCAUCGAUAAUGAUGGUGUUAUCACUGUCAAAGAUCCAUCUAUGCUGGAUUUUGAGUCUUUGCCUGAAAUUCGAUUGAUCGUCUAUGCUGCUGCUGUCCCAACAAACGGAGCAAUCAGUGGUCCAAUGUAUGCCCAUUCUACAGUCAUUGUUAAUUUACUUGAUGAUAAUGAUAAUUCACCACAAUUUGCACAAGAUCGUUAUGUAACGGAGGUUUGGGAAGAACAAGAUGCAGGAACAUAUGUACUACAGGUUUCUGCACAUGACAUUGAUAGUUUAGAAAAUGGUGAAGUACGAUACUAUAUUGAUUCUGGCAACACUGAUCGAUCAUUUCUUAUUCAUGAUGUUACUGGAAUAGUUACAACUGCUCUCACUUUGGACAGAGAGAUUCACAAGGAAUAUAAGCUGACUGUUUAUGCUUAUGAUCUUGGAGCUCCUCGUCGUACAGGAUCAUGUACUUUGAAAGUAACUGUUGUUGACAUCAAUGAUCACAAACCAACGUUGAAUGUUCCUGCCAGAGGUUCCCUCUCUGUCUCAGAGAAUGUUGACAUUGGAACAUUAAUUACAAAAGUAACAGCGAAUGAUCCUGACUUAGUGACUCCAACAUUUCAACUUGCUUCUAAUAAAGAUAAUCAAAAUGAUUAUUUUACCAUUGAUAAGCAAGAAGGCACUAUCCAUCUUGCCAAAUCUCUUGAUUAUGAAAUGAUGCAUCAAGCAAUCAUUGUUGUGCAAGCAACAGACGGACAACAUACAGAUGAGAAAGAAAUCUUCCUUAAUAUUGAAGAUGACAAUGAUAAUGCACCUGUCUUUAAACAACAAUCUUACCAGGCAACUUUGAACGAACUUUCACCUGUGAAUACAACUGUGACACAAGUACAUGCUGAUGACAUUGACUCCAAUAAUAAUGGAUUGAUCACUUAUACACUCAUUGAUACUUUACCGAGCAAAGCAAUGUUUGUUGUCGAUAAAUAUUCAGGAAUGAUCUACACAAACAUGACUGAAUCUUUCAACCCACAAUCAUCUGUUUAUAAUCUGAUGAUAUUAGCAGAAGAUCAUGGCCAACCUUCACUUAACAACACUGUAUCUGUUCGUAUACAGAUCAAAGAUGUGAACAAUCAUUCACCAUUGUUUGGUUCUGAAUCAUAUGAUGCGAGUGUUAGUGAGUCGGCCGAGCGUAACACUCAUGUAAUUAAUAUCACAGCAACUGAUGCUGAUUUUUCAAAAGAUAAUCGUCAUAUUUAUUACAAAAUAACAUCUGGAAACGAAGGCAAUGCAUUCAAAAUCAACACACACACUGUGAUAGAUGGUGAAAACACAGUCGGUGAAAUAUGUGUUGCCAAUGAACUGGAUCGAGAAAACAUUUCUGAGUAUCAAUUGACUGUAACAGCUUAUGAUGAAGGAUCUCCUCAGAUGUCCAGUGAGACUACAGUUACCGUGGUGAUAGAUGAUGUCAAUGAUAAUCAACCAAUAUUCAACCAAACAUCUUAUGAAGCCGAUAUUGCAGAAGAUGCAAAGCAAGAAUCUGUUUUAACGAUAUUUGCAAUGGAUCCAGACAGUUCAUCCAAUUUAAUGUUUAAAAUAACAGCUGGAAAUGAUGAUUCUGCUUUUGCAAUUGAUGAAUGCAUUCCUUCUUAUAACGGUUGUGCUAAUAUUACAGCAAAUGGACUUGAUUAUGAACAACGGACAUCUUAUAAUUUGACUGUCCAAGUAUGGGAUGGAAGAGAUGUUUCUAUAUCAAGAUCAUCCAUUGUAACAGUCAAAAUCAAUAUAUUAGAUGUCAAUGAACAUCCACCUUUCUUUGUUGGGAUUUUUAGAUACUUAAAAGAGAUUCCGGAAUCAGUGAGACCAAACCAGACUUUAUUUUGGCUUCCUGCUACUGACUAUGAUGAAGGAAUAUAUGGAGACUUGUAUUUCACUAUCAUCAACAACAAAAACUCUUCAAAUGGCUGCCGACCUGCCAAUCAAAUGUUUGAAAUUAUUCAAAAAACUGGAGAAGUUCGAUCGCGACACGAGUUUGACUAUGAAACUUGUCAGCAGUAUUUAUUUCAAGUCAGAGUUGAAAACUUUGGUGAGGGAAAUCCUAGGCUUGCGAAAUCACAACCUUCAUCUACUCUUCCAAUUGAAAUCAAUGUUGAACCAGUUGAUGAAUUCCCUCCUUUAUUUUCUUCAUUGGGAGAUGAAGUUUUGUAUAAAUUCAAGGUUCCAUAUUCUGCAACGGCUGGAUAUGUUAUUGGUGUGGUCAAUGCUACAGACAAAGAUGCAGGAGUAGAUGGAAAAAUUUCUUAUGAGAUUGAUCAAGAGGAUCAAGAUCAGGAAUUUGUUAUCAAUUCAACUUCUGGUGUCAUCUCUUUAUCUAGAAGACUUGACAACACUAACAACAGAGUUCUCACUGUUUCAGCAAUAUCUAGAGAACAAAAAGCAAGAACGCUGGUUACUAUUGAAGUUGAAGGUGCUCCAGCGAUUGCAUUUGAAGCUCAAAUUUUAUCUAUUGUAUUCGGAGUAAUAGCUGGUGUAGCUGUUGUUAUUGUUUUAAUAUUAUGUAUAAAACACAGAAGAAACAAAAAAGCACAAAGUCGACCACCAAAUGCAACAGCUUCACAAAUUGGAAAUGAAGGAGAAUUUUAUGAUCCUGCUACAGCUCAUAAAAAUAAAAAUGGAAUUCCUAUUGCUGCUCCGAGACAAAUCAACAGUGCUAAUAGAAAUUGUAAAUCUGCCUCAACAAGAAACUCGUCGGAAUAUCAGAUUCGCCGAACUGGUAGCGCACACAGUAAUACUGCUAAUGGUAUUUUACGUCAUUCUGUGUCAACCAACGGGCAUGCUCAUGCUAUAGAAAAUGGUAAUCGUUCCAAAUCGAAUUCUGGUGCAAAGAUCAGUGGAAACUUAUCAAACGGACAUGUGAUUAGUAGAUUGUCAUCUUCAAACACGAAUGGACACGUCGUUCAAUAUAGAGGAACAAACUCAGUGUCAAGUGGUAGAGGAUCAACUCAAGAUGAGGACGAUGUUGACAAAGAAGUAGAUCGAAUCAAUUCAUCAUCUGAUAUAACAAACAAUAAUAGUCCGACCGGUUCAGUUCCUAAGCCUAAGAUAAGAAGAAAAUUAUCUGGGCAGGGAAGGCAUAGAAAACAAGUUCCAGAUUCUGGAAUUCAAAAAGAUAUUGAUGUUGAAAGUGAAAUAAGUGAUGGUCCAAUUAAUAUCAGAUCUCCGCCUAGUGUUGAAAGCAUUCAUGUUUUUGGAGAUGAAGGUGCUGGGGAAGAACCAUUAAAUAUCAAAGAUAUCGAAGAAGAUUUGGAAACUGAAUUUGAAAACGGGGCAAAAAAAUCUAAUGUUUUAUCAGGGAUGAUGAAAAUACCGUAUUCUGAAGAUCAAUCUCUGACAAAAACGGAGAUAGAUUCACAAUAUAGAUCACCUUUGGGUACCGACAGCAAUAAAAGUAGCAUUUUAAGUAAACGAGGGGGUGAAAGUAUUGAAUCGGGUUACAGCAGAAGAGAUCAUUUAACAAACUGGGCUCCUGAAUUCCAACCCCUUGCAAAUGUAUUUUCAGAAAUUGCAAAAUUGAAAGAUCGUGAAGCAGCGGCAAGAACUGCAAACCAAAGUACUUUUAUUAUGAAAGAUCUUUCUGUGCCCCGAACUAUUUCUCAAGUUCAAGAUCCUCCACCUUUGAUAACUUCAGUAGCAGAGCAAAGAAAUAAUUUAGUUGCACCUGUUCCUCUUGGCUACACUUCCAAUCGAUUGCCUGCUGGUCGCAGAACAGUGGGUGGUAAUUUGAUGGGUUUAUACCCUCAUUCUCAGCCACAAUAUAUUCGUACCGGUAAUAAUCUUCCACCAAAUUCAUAUCUUUCUUCCCUAUACACUAGUGCUCUUAUAAGGCCUGUUAACACCUCAUCUAAUAAUGCCAACAUCACCCGACCCCAAGUGGGAUUUAAUUUACCCCAGGGUAACAUUGGGGGUCUCGGGGCUUCAUCUAUAAACUCAAGUCAACAGGGGUUAUCUGUGUCUUCCUUACCUCGUACCCCAAUCAGUCAUGAAUCAAGCUUUACCUCUCCCGCGAUGUCUCCCAAUUUGACUCCAUCCUUGAGCCCUUUAGCGACAAGAUCGCCCUCUGUUUCCACUGUAGGUGAGGGUGGGGUUGGCAUGGGUUAUGACACAGAAGAUGGUUGUGGUUCUGGACUACCGUUAUCAAGAAGUGACCCCAAUUUAGCUGCCUAUGCUCCAGAUGACAUGAGAGGCAGAGAAGAAAGAAUGGUGCAUGUUUAACUUAUAAUUUGAUACAAAAGAGAAGGAUAUAAUAGGAUUUCAUGUUUAUAUUUGGUGAAGGAUUGGUUCAGGUCAAAAUAGCUUUUUCUUAUCGAUUUUAGAUAUUGAAAUAGCUAACCGUUUCUAUACAUGAAUGGGUGUGGAUCUACACUCGUUAUGCAUGAGGUUCAAAACGCUCUGCAUAAGUAGUCAUAUGUGAUAUAUCGGAAUUAAAUUCAGUAGUAGAAUUUGUUAAAUUGAUGUUUUGGUAAUAUUCGAAUGAUAUUUUUAGUUAAGAUAAAUUCAGAUUUCAGUCACACAUAUUUUCAUGACAUAUAAUAUAUUUAUCUCUGUUUUUGUUGGCAACUAAAGCGGUACAAUUUUCUUUCUUAAUUUGUUAUUAUUGUAAUAUUAUUUCAAAUUGUUUUUUCUCGCUUUUUUGGACGCGAUGUUCCAUCCUGUUGUAUAAUAAUAGUUCAUUCGGAAAAUUCAAUUUUGAGAUUGAUUAUCUGGCUCUAGACAGAAUGUAUCCGCUAAACAACUGUUUUUCUAUUGUUCCACGUUUAUUUAUUUUAUCUCCUGGAGGACGUAUAUCAUUUGCAUCUUUAAUGGAAAAUUACUAAUGGCUUAUGGUCUUUCUCUGUCGCCUGAGAUGUCCUUAUUAUCUUUCUGUGCGUAUUUUCGUUUUCUUCUUUGUGCCUUAAAUGCAGUCCAUUUGUUCAUGUUGAUGUUUUUUUGUUGUCAUUUACGUCCCAGAGAUAUCAUGUUGUGCACGUUACUUCCACAUUUCCUAUAGAAUCUUUUUCAAAUUUAUGGUUUGUAUGAGAGAAACUCUAUUAACUAUUAUCAUCUUUGUGGUUACUGUGCCCAUUUCUGAAUAGCCUGAGUGGAAUGUUACCUGUUGCUAGAUUUUUAUAGGUAAUAUUUUGAAGCAUUUUUGUCACCUGAUUUUUAUUUUAUGAAAGCGAUGUUUUUUGAUUCUGCCAAUAAAUGAAUACCUUUGUUUUUA
Molecule: messenger RNA, 11881 nt
Organism: Styela clava
Lineage: Eukaryota; Metazoa; Chordata; Ascidiacea; Stolidobranchia; Styelidae
Product: protocadherin-16-like
Biological process (GO): homophilic cell-cell adhesion
Cellular component (GO): cell-cell junction; plasma membrane
Molecular function (GO): calcium ion binding
Source: RefSeq, a predicted model, not a curated record